AUGGGAAAGUUUGUGGUGCAGCCUGGCCAGUCUUCACCCGUAGUUCAGCCGGCCAAUCCGGCAUGGAAGCUCGCCCUGUGGAUAGCCUCUGCGUCGGGUUUCCGCGCUAAGAAAUUUCCCGCUCCGUGGUCGUUGAAGCAGAGUCUCGCGAUCCAGAUCAGCAAUUGGAUUCUGUAUGUCACGCAGGGUACCAUGACGAUCCAGGCGUUGAAAACGGUGUCAAAGGGCCAGAAUGGCCUCGGCUCAUUCAUCCUCCAGUGCAAGAAGUUGGACUUCCACUACUGCGACUGGGCUGGUAGCUCCAAGGGCAUGAACGGCUUCAUCAAGUCUCAGCUCCCGAAGUUUGCCAAGUCUCACCCCCAGAUCGAAUUCUCCGUCUCCCCUCGCCCCUCGAAACACCCUAUGAUCGUCGGCCACUACAUCAACGGCCGCCAGAAGUCUAUCUGCGUACGGAAUAUGGAGCCACUCGAGAUCCUGAAGAAGGCCGAGCUUCUGCGCGACGCCAGCGGAGAGAAGCUGAAGAAGACCAACAAGCCGGUGACGAGUAUCAACCCCAGUGUUAGAGGUGUCUGGUCUCCUUACCACGGCAACGGCAUGGCUGUAUGA
This is a messenger RNA of Colletotrichum karsti, 606 nucleotides long. RefSeq lists its product as uncharacterized. The record is from RefSeq and is a predicted model, not a curated record. Gene Ontology annotation, cellular component: mitochondrial large ribosomal subunit. Gene Ontology annotation, molecular function: structural constituent of ribosome. Lineage: Eukaryota; Fungi; Ascomycota; Sordariomycetes; Glomerellales; Glomerellaceae. The transcript is spliced from 4 exons. Bases 1 to 606 code for a protein of 201 amino acids. Gene Ontology annotation, biological process: mitochondrial translation.